AGAUAUGAUUAAAAAAGACAGGGAAGGGACGUGUGCCCUACUCUAAGAUGGCGGACGAGGCUACCCGGCGUGUUGUGUCCGAGAUCCCGGUUCUGAAAACGAACGCCGGGCCCCGGGAUCGGGAGCUAUGGGUUCAAAGGCUCAAGGAAGAGUAUCAGGCUCUUAUCCGGUAUGUGGAGAAUAACAAGAAUGCUGACAAUGACUGGUUUCGACUGGAGUCCAACAAGGAAGGGACUCGAUGGUUUGGAAAAUGCUGGUAUAUCCAGGACCUACUUAAGUACGAGUUUGACCUCGAGUUUGAUAUACCGAUUACAUAUCCCUCCACUGCACCAGAGAUUGCUGUCCCUGAACUGGAUGGAAAGACGGCAAAGAUGUAUAGGGGUGGCAAAAUAUGCCUAACUGAACACUUCAAACCCUUGUGGGCUAGGAACGUGCCAAAAUUUGGACUGGCUCAUCUCAUGGCUCUGGGGUUGGGCCCUUGGCUGGCAGUGGAGAUUCCAGACCUGAUCCAGAAGGGGAUAAUCCAACACAAAGAGAAGUAAUGCACCCCCUGAACAUCUGACAUACUUGGCUCCUGCCUCCUUUGGCCAUUGCCACCUCUACCCACUCAGCUGAUCAGUAGGCCUUCUCUGCCUUUUGCCAUAAAGUUGUAGUGAUUGGGCCUCUGGGUUGAGUUACUACAAAUAAGCUUUGCCCCUACCAUAUGCUGGGACUCAUGAUCUGGCAUCACUUGGGACAGGGCUAAGUAUAUCGAGCAGACGCUGGGACCAUGAUUCUACCACUUUCCCACUUAGAAAGAAGGGGAAUCUGAAGAGAUGCACCAUGAAAAUUUGUGUCAGCUCAUCUGUUGAAGGCAGUAGCUAUAUCUUCCUUGAAUAAAAGCUGCUUC
Molecule: messenger RNA, 889 nt
Organism: Gracilinanus agilis (Agile Gracile Mouse Opossum)
Lineage: Eukaryota; Metazoa; Chordata; Mammalia; Didelphimorphia; Didelphidae
Product: ubiquitin-fold modifier-conjugating enzyme 1
Exons: 1
Coding region: 48-542 (164 amino acids)
Biological process (GO): protein K69-linked ufmylation
Cellular component (GO): cytoplasm
Molecular function (GO): UFM1 conjugating enzyme activity
Source: RefSeq, a predicted model, not a curated record